AUGACAAAUACUGAAUCACAACUUUAUAGUCGUCAGAUUUAUACAUUCGGCGAAGAUGCGAUGAAAGCCAUGUCAUCGACAUCUGUCCUCAUUUCAGGCAUGAACGGUCUUGGUGUCGAAAUUGCAAAAAAUAUUAUCUUAAUGGGAGAGAAAUCAGUGACAAUUCAUGACACCAAAGCAACUACAAUGUCUGACCUUUCAUCCCAAUUUUACUUAAAUGAAUCAGAUAUUGGUAAAAACCGUGCAGAAGCUUGUUACCAAAAAUUAGUUGAAUUAAAUGAAUUUGUUAAAGUAAAUAUUGCAACAUGUGAACUCACAAAUGAAUUUCUCGGCAAAUUCAAUAUUGUUGUUUUAGCAGAUUUUUAUCCAUAUUCAAAACUUCUCGAAAUGUCAGAUUUCUGUCAUGCAAACCACAUCAAAUUCAUUUUAACGCAAUGUUCUGGCUUAUUUGGCUUCGUAUUUAAUGACUUUGGUGAGAAACAUUUCGUUACAAAAGGAGAUGACUAUAAACCGAAGCCAGUUUUGAUUUUCGACAUUAAUAAUGAAGAAAACGGAUGCGUUAGUACUUAUAAUAAUGCAAACCACUUCCUUUCUGAAGGAGAUGUAGUCAAAUUUGAAGAUAUCGAAGGAAUGACUGAAAUAAAUGGCAAAGAAUUCAAGGUUACAAGUGUUAUAGACUAUAGUAAAUUCACUAUUGGUGAUACAACUAAAUUUAGCGAGUUUUUACAUGAAGGAAAAGGAAUUUUCACAAAAGUCAAACAACCAUUCACAAUGGACUUCCCAUCGUUACAAGAAAGCUUCAAAGGACCAAUUAUUCUUGAUUCUGAUUAUGCAAAUCCAGGACAAAACGUUGAAAUAAUUUCAUGUUUCUUAUCAAUGUCAAAAUACAAUGAAAUGUAUCCAAAUGAAGAAGUAGAUAAAGAGAAGUUUACUAAUAUCGCUCAAAAAGUCUGCAAAGAGUUGAAUUUCUGCGAUGAAAUUUCAAAUCUUGUUUUGGACCACUUUUUGAGAGGUUACGGACUUCACCUCAGUCCUAUUUGUGCCAUUUUUGGCGGUAUCGUUGGCCAGGAAGUGAUAAAAUUCGUAACUCACAUGUUUACACCGAUUUUAUCGUAUUUAGCUCUUGGAAACAUCGAAGCCACCCUUUCCAAUGUUGUUUACGAACCUGUUGGUGAUAGAUACGACGCUUAUCGCAAAGUUUUCGGAAACAAUUUGCAAAAUAAAAUUAUGAAUCUGAAAUAUUUCAUGAUCGGAGCCGGAGCUCUUGGCUGCGAGUUGCUUAAGAACUUUGCGAUGAUGGGAUGCUUCACAGGAGAGAAAGGAAACCUUACAAUUACAGAUAUGGACGCAAUUGAAGUUUCUAACCUCAGCAGACAGUUCCUCUUCCACAAGAAUGACAUCGGUCAGCUGAAGAGUGUAGUUGCUGCACAGUCUGUAAAGAAGAUGAACCCAGAUAUCAAAAUAACUUCUCAUUCGAACUUAUUCAACGAAGAAACGAGAGUUAUCUACAACGACGACUUCUAUGAAAGCCUUGAUGGUGUAUGUAAUGCAUUGGAUAACAUCCCAACGCGUAGAAAAUCGGAUGAUUUAUGCGUAUUUUACAACAAACCUUUGCUUGAGUCAGGAACUCAAGGAACACGAUGCAAUUAUCAAGCAAUUGUUCCAGGAGUCACCCAAUCGUACAAUGACAAGAAUGAUCCAGAAGAUGAAGGAAUUCCUGAGUGUACUUUGCACAGAUUUCCAUCAGAUAUCAAUCAUUGCGCGGAAUGGUCGAGAGAAUUGUUCUUAACAACAUUCGACCAGAUGCCAACAAUGAUAAACAAGUUCAUUUCUGAUCCAAAUUCCUUCAUAAAUGAAAACAAAAAAGAUUCGGCAAAUAUAAAUCAAGUUCUCAAAAUUUUGUCAAAACCGCCGGUGAACUUCCCCGAUUGUCUCAAAAUUUCAAUGAGAAGAUUUUACAAAUAUUUUGUUUGGAGAAUUGAAGAUAUUUUAGAAGCAUUGCCACCUGAUCAUAAAGAUGAAGAAGGACACAAAUUUUGGACUGGUUCAAAGAGAUGUCCACAUCCAAUUGAGUUCGAUAUCAACUCAGAACUGCACCGUACGUUCGUUAUUUCGUUCGCGAAGAUCUGGGCAAGGAUGUUUUCGAUAGAAGUCAAAGAAAACGAAAAUGAAAUCCAAAAUCUUCUCAAAAACAUCGAGAAACCGGACAAAAACGACAAGAUUAAGCUUGAUUAUGAUAUCAACGACAUCGAUUUCUUCGUAAAUUUGGCUAAAAACAGCAAAUUGUUAAACAUCGAACAAUUUGAGAAAGAUGAUGACUCAAACAGCCAAAUAGACCUCAUGUACUCUUCAUCCAACAUCAGAGCCAGCAAUUACAAGAUCAACAACGUCUCAAAGUUGGAAAUUAAAAGAAUUGUUGGCAAAAUCAUUCCAAGUCUUGCGACAACAACAGCAAUGAUCUGUGGAUUUGUUGCUCUUGAGAUGUAUAAGAUACAUUCUAUCGAUGAAAGGCUGAAUUUGGAAGGAUACACGUUUAAUGAGUUAGAAGAAACAAAUAAACAGCCGAAGAAGAUGUUGUAUGAAGUUUUCAGAGAUAGUUCAUUCGAUAUCUCAUUCAGUGACUACAUAAUUGGAUAUCCAGCAGAAGCAGAUAUAUAUAAAUCAAAGAAUGAGAAGAAAUUCACGAAAUGGACUCGUGUUUUGUUUGAUGAUUUAGCUGUUAAGGAAUUUAUUAAUAAAGUCAAAGAACUUUAUGGAUUUGAAGUAACAAAACUAAUUUAUCUUGAUAAGGUAUUGUAUUAUAUACCAAGACAAAAAGCUGCUGCUUCUUCAAAACAAGAAAUGGAAAAAAGAUCAGAAAUGAAAAUUUCUGAUCUUGUGAAAUAUGUCGGAGAAAAUUCUAAAGAUAAAUUUGAGUUACACCCUACAAAGAAGUACUUGGAUAUCAAAGUAAUUGUCAAAGAUUAUGAAAAUACACUCCCAAUAUUUGUAGUUAAGAUCAAAUAA
Messenger RNA from Trichomonas vaginalis G3, 3006 nucleotides. Its product is annotated as ubiquitin-activating enzyme E1 family. The transcript has a single exon. Lineage: Eukaryota; Parabasalia; Trichomonadida; Trichomonadidae. Bases 1 to 3006 code for a protein of 1001 amino acids. Gene Ontology annotation, cellular component: SUMO activating enzyme complex; cytoplasm. Gene Ontology annotation, molecular function: SUMO activating enzyme activity. The record is from RefSeq and is a predicted model, not a curated record. Gene Ontology annotation, biological process: protein sumoylation.